Octopus bimaculoides (California two-spot octopus) is the source of this 3126-nucleotide messenger RNA. RefSeq names its product glutamate--cysteine ligase regulatory subunit. Gene Ontology annotation, molecular function: enzyme regulator activity; glutamate-cysteine ligase catalytic subunit binding. Gene Ontology annotation, cellular component: glutamate-cysteine ligase complex. Lineage: Eukaryota; Metazoa; Mollusca; Cephalopoda; Octopoda; Octopodidae. Gene Ontology annotation, biological process: glutathione biosynthetic process. The record is from RefSeq and is a predicted model, not a curated record.
AUCUUCCUCUCUCACUUAACUAUAUUACAGCUGCCUCCUUCUCUCUUUUUGUUCCCUUCUCGUUCUUCCUCUUCCUUUCUCUCUCUAUUUCAGGCCUAUCCCGUUUACCUCUGUCUCAUCUCCUCUGACCUCUUAUAUUGCAGCAGUCCCGACUGUCUAAUUACACAGUGGCGACGCACACCAUCGAAGCAAUACUUCUGUCUAUAUCUUUCUCUCCAACUGCUCGCAAAUGGCCUACCCAUGUCCAGUCUUUCCGAACGCUUCAUCAUUGUUUGUGCACAGUGGCAACAUAUUAAAUUGGAAUCGACUUAAGAAAAAACCAUUACAGAGUCAACAAGAAGAGUUUAUUGAAAGUGUGAAGGGAACAUUAUCAUCAUUCCUUGAGUCAUCACAUACGGACACUUUGCAGAACGUUCCAAAACUCAACUGCAUCCAUUCUGAAUUUAAGGAAGCUUUACCAAAGGAAGAACGAUCAGAACUGAAAUUAACAGUGAAAAUAUUUUUAUACAACAAUCAACCUGCGACAAUUGUUAGAGAUGCAGUUAAGAAAGUUCUCAGUGAACUUGAUGUGGAAUACAUAGAAACUGUUUUGCUAUCAUGGCAUGCUGAGUUUGGUGAAGACGAAGAUGAAGAUGAACUAAGAUUAAAGCACUUGCAACCUUACUGGGAAGUCCUGCAAGACUUACAUGAUGACGAUCUAUUGCUUAAUGCUGGAGUCUCUGACUUAGACAGAGAUCUGUUGGAAGAAUUAUAUGAGUGGGCAAAGGUAAAACCCUGUAUAAACCAAGUGAACUUAGCAAGCUGCUGUACCAUGCCUCCUGAGUUGAUUGAAUAUGCCAAGGCUACAGACAUACAGUUACUUACCCACAAUGACCCUAAAGCCAUGUUUCCUGAUGCAACACUUCAAGAAAUCAUCCGAAGCUAUACCACCCAGAUGGAUUCUGAGAACUGGUCAAUGGAAUGGGCUGUGUGUUAUUCUGUUGUUGUUAAGUGCCGAGGUGUUAUCAAAGCUAAAGGAAACAUGAUCACAGCAAACAGGCCCACUCAGAAUUCUCUAAAGAUAGCCAAGAGUGAUUGAUUGAUUGAUAACAGAUCAAAAUAUUCGCUAACAAUCAAAGUAAAGUUAGAGAAAUUACAAUUUAUUUGUUGGCUAAUUUUUGUUGGUAAAUAGAAAGUGUGUGGAUGAUUGCUGGAGUAAAGGUGGACAAAUUGUUCAAAAUGUGUUGUUUUUUUUUAUAUAUAUAUUUAGUAUAUGACUGUGACUAGGACAGAAUUUGUUGGGUUAUUGUUGUUUUUAUUAUUAUGAAGGUGUUGGAAUAGCAGAAUCAUUAGUGUCACAGUGUCAGAACAUAUAUAUUGCAGUGUUUGUUCCAACACUUCAUAUUCAGAGUUCAGAUCCCUUAGAGGUUAACUUUCCCUUUCAUCACACUGGGGACUGGUAAAAAUAAAGUACCAGGCAAGUAUUGGGUGUUGAAUCAACAAAACCAUAUCCCCCCCCCCAAAAAAAAAAUCACAAUUCAGAAACAAUUAUUCUGAAGGUGGUAGUAACAAAAUUGUUAAAGCACCAGAUCAAAUGCCUUCAGGAUUUUACAUUCCCAGUUCAAAUCCCAUUGAGAUCAGAUUUGUCUUUCUGGGGAGGGAGGGUGGAGUCGAUAAAAUAAAAGUACCGGUCAGUUACAGGUCAAUUUUAUCAACUAACCCCUGUAUCCCUGAAAUUUUGGGCCUUGUACCUAUCUUUUACUUGUUUCAUUUCAGUCAUUAGACUGCAUUUAUGCUGCGGCACAGCCUUGAGGAAUUUUUAGUUGAGUGAAUUGACCCCAGGACUUAUUAUUUUCUAAGCCUGGUUCUUUUGCUGAACUGCUAAGUUACAAGGUCAUAAACACUAACAUUAGUUGCAAAGCAGUGGUGAGGGACAAACACAAACAUAUAUAUUUGUGUAUGUGUAUGUAUAUAUUUAUGAUGAGCUUCUUUCAGUUUCCGUCUACCAAAUCUACUCACAAGGCCUUGGUCAGCCUGAGGCUAUAGUAGAAUACACUUGCCCAAGGUGCCACACAGUAGGACUGAACCCGGAACCAUGUAAGCAAGCUUCUUAUCACACAGCCAUGCCUGCACCUAUUAUUGGAAAUUAUUAAAAAAUGGUGCAUUGACAGAAGCAUUAGAGCACAGGAUUUUAUUUUAAAUGUCUUAAAAUAUUGAGUUGUGGGUCUUUAUGUUCCAAGUUCAAAUCCUGCUAUGGUUAGCUUUGCCUUUCAUUCUUCCAGGGUUGAUGAAAAUAAAGUAUCAACCAAAUACUGGAGUUGAGGUAAUCAACUAGCCUCUCCUCAAAAUUACUAGCUUUGGGCCUAGAUUAGAAACAAUUAUUAUUUUUAUUACUAUUAUUUAGUCAUGAUUUUUUUUUGUUCUGGAUUCAAAUCCCACCAAGGUCAACUUUGCCUUUCAUCCUUCUAAGGUUAUAGUUCUCAACCAUUUUUUUACCUAUGGGCCCUUUUGUUUACUAUUUUAUUCUGGUGGAACCCCAUUGCCAUUCAAUGUUUAUUAACUAAUUUUAUAGAUACUUUUUCAAAAUUCUUAUUUUGUUAUUCACAUAUUCACUUGUAUAGGUUGAACAAGGUAAAACGUUAGAGAAAAGAAAUGUAGCUGUUUCUUGCAAUACAUACAUUUAACUCAAAACUUUUCAGUGGAUCCCCAAUUUACGAUUUUGCUAGCAUGGGCCCCACCCCAAAAUCUUAUAUGAACUCUUGUUGAGAACCACUGUUCUUUCUUAAGGGUUGAUAAAGUAAAGCUCCAAUCAAAAACUGGAGUUGGUUAAAUAAGCAAGUACCCUGUCCCACCUCAUUUCUGGCUUUGUGCCUAUAUUGUUAUUGUUUACAAUAAAUUUACAAUUUGAUGAAAUUGUAUCUGUUGAAAGACCAAAUUCAGUGUAAAUGAAAUAGUUGUCUAAUAUGAUACUGCUGUUGUUAUUUAAGUGUUUAUUUUCAUUAUCGUUAUAAUAAUAACAAUAAACAUGCUUUGCUUGUUAUUAUGGUUGUUGGCAAAAUGAUGUAUGCAUAGUGAAUGGGUUUUUAUGUGCAGAAAUAUGUACAUUUUGUGAGCAUGGUUCACAAUUAAGUGAAUAUUUUCUGUUAA